Oryza sativa Japonica Group (Japanese rice) is the source of this 1770-nucleotide messenger RNA. Its product is annotated as equilibrative nucleotide transporter 3. Gene Ontology annotation, biological process: nucleoside transmembrane transport. Gene Ontology annotation, cellular component: plasma membrane. Gene Ontology annotation, molecular function: nucleoside transmembrane transporter activity. The record is from RefSeq and is a predicted model, not a curated record. Lineage: Eukaryota; Viridiplantae; Streptophyta; Magnoliopsida; Poales; Poaceae.
UUCGCCCGCAAAUUAAUCGCGCGCUAUAUGCGCGUGCGCGUGCGUGCGCCCAGAUGUAUAUAUAAACCGGAUCCCACGCGCGCUUGGGUUAGUUAUAGUUGCCCCCCUCUCUCUUCCUCCUCCUCCUCCUCCGGGUUAUUACCCGGCUUCCUCUCCUCCCCUUGCCGCCGCCGCCGCCUCGCCGUGGAGGAGCAGCGGCAGUGUGUGCCUAUCCUAGAAACUUUCUUGAAUAGGCGCAGGUGAACUUUAUCAUGAGCCUCGAGGUCGCAGGUGCGGGGGCACCUCAGGCUCAGGGGAAGUUCUUGGGUAUACUUGUCUGCUGGGUUUUGGGAAAUGGAAGCCUCUUCGCUUGGAAUAGUAUGCUCACCAUUGAAGAUUACUAUUCAAUUCUGUUCCCGACAUACCAUCCAACAAGAGUUCUUACAAUAGCUUACCAACCUUUUGCCUUCGGAAUAACCUGCAUCCUGACAUACCAUGAAGCAAAGCUCAACACAAGGAAGAGGAAUCUAAUUGGAUUUGCACUUUUCUUAAUUAGUUCUUUUGCAUUAAUAAUGCUGGACAUUGGUACUAAAGGAAGGGGUGGACUUGGUCCAUUUAUCGGUGUCUGCAUAAUCAGUGCCUUAUUUGGGACAGCUGAUGCCAGUGUUCAAGGCGGUUUGGUUGGCGACCUUUCCUUCAUGUGCCCGGAGUUUAUUCAGUCUUUCCUUGCUGGCUUGGCUGCAUCAGGAGUUCUAACAUCAGCCUUGAGAUUAAUUACAAAAGCAGCAUUUGAGAACUCACAAAAUGGUCUUCGUAAUGGAGCUAUACUGUUCUUUUCGAUAACAUGCUUCUUCGAGCUAGUGUGCCUACUCCUUUAUGCGUAUGUCUUUCCCAAGUUACCCAUCGUGAAGCACUACCGAUCAAAGGCCGCCGCUGAAGGGAGCAAGACUGUUGCAAGUGAUCUUGCUGCUGCAGGAAUCAGCAAUGAACAUUCUAUACAAGCCGAGGAAGAUCCCAAAAAAUGCGAUCGUUUAAGCACCAAAGAUCUGUUGAUACAGAACAUAGACUACGCAUUUGACAUUUUCCUGAUAUAUGUCCUGACUCUAUCAAUCUUCCCUGGAUUUUUGUCUGAAGAUACUGGAGCACACAGCCUGGGAACAUGGUACGCGUUGACGCUCAUUGCGAUGUACAAUGUGUGGGAUCUGAUUGGGAGGUACCUGCCACUGAUCAAGUGCAUCAAGCUGACCUCCCGGAAGGGUCUCACGGGGGCGAUCCUGGCUCGGUUCUUGUUCAUCCCCGCGUUCUACUUCACUGCCAAGUACGGCGAUCAAGGCUACAUGAUCUUCCUGACGUCCUUCCUGGGCCUCACCAAUGGCUUCCUCACCGUGUGCGUCCUCACCGAGGCGCCCAAAGGAUACAAGGGGCCGGAGCAGAACGCGCUGGGCAACGUGCUGGUGGUCUGCCUCCUCGGCGGCAUUUUCUCCGGCGUUGUGCUCGACUGGCUGUGGUUGAUAGGAAAAGGCUGGUGAUCGUGUUGUAAUAUCUCUGGCAUGAGAGACCCAUUGGUUCUCCCUGCUCGGAUGAGCGGGGCUGUUUUAACAUCAGAAUGGCAGGAAAGAAAAAAAGAAUCCUCCUAUAAAUCUGGCUGUUAGCAACUCGUAUGGGACCAGAUUGUGUGCCAUUUUGACGACUUUUGGCUGCAAUGUGUUAGUGUAGUGCUGUAGUUCAACCCCGUCGUAAAUUUUGGGGUUCAAUAUAAUCUGCAGCGCUUGCGUUUGCUUGGAUAUAUCA